AGAGAGGGUUAUGGGUAUACGGUUACAAAACCCUGCCCAUCCAAAACAAACAAACAUGCUAAACAGAGGCGACUCAGUGGCGGCCGGUCAAUAGGGGGCGCCGCCCCCUUAAAGUUAGCCAGAGAAGAAAGCUACUUUAAUAUGCCAACAAUAAGUUUAAUAUAUAUCGCAAAUUAAUAACCUAAUAAAAUAAUUUAGUCAUACUAUUCCACCGUUAGUCAUAUUAUCAUUUAUUAAAAAAUCAAAAUUGUAUUUUGUUCAUACGUGUGUGCGGGGCGCCGGACAAACGAGUGUGUAUGUAGGCACGAACAUUUUUGAAAAGCAUGUGAUUUGAGGCUGAGCUCUAAUUGGCUUGUUUCAAAUCGUCCCAAACCCUCCCACUUUUGUUGUAAGCGAAUCAAUAUUGUUUUUAUAUUUUUGGCCUCAUGUGAUUGGACCGUUCUUAACGCCUCUCAUUACCGCUCAGCAGAUUGUCAUUUGACUGAUUAACGUGGAAGCAAGCGAAAUUAUGUCGAGAUGAAAGAAAACUCGGUUUUAUCUUUACAAGAAUACCCGUUCCAAAGGCGUUCGGAUGAAGAAAAAAAACGGAUCAAGGAGCUUGGACCAGAUCUUACACUCGGUGCUUUUCCGGCACUUCUUAUGGAAAACGGAGUUGGCUAGCUGGAUGCGAAGUAAGUCAUGCCUUUUAUUGUUAUCCCUGUUUGCUGUUUCAAAGUCUUGGCACCGAAACGUUGUGGACAACAACAGGGGUUUGCGAUUUAAAACAUCUCUCUGAUAAGUGCAAGCGACAUGAAAGUAGCCGCAGCCAUCUUGACAACGCUAUGAGGCUCCAGUUUUUUGGGAAGCUUAGCAUUGCUGAACAGCUAGAUGUAGGCUACAGGAUUGGCAUUAGAAGGCACAAUGAAGAGGUCACAAAAAAUCGACACAUCCUGUCUAGAAUAAUAGACUGUGUAAAAUUUUGUGGCGCAUUUGAGCUGGCUUUGCGUGGCCACAAUGAGAGCGAGAGCUCAGAUAACCCCGGGAUAUUCCGUGGCUUGGUCGACUUUGUUGCUUCUCUUGAUGGAGUUUUGAAAGAGCACCACGAGAAUGCCUCUGUGUUUAAGGGAACUUCGAAAACCGUGCAGAACGAGCUGUUGGACUGUAUGUUGUCUGUUAUGAUGGAACACAUAAUCCAAGAAGCACAAAACAGCGAUUUUCUAUCAGUCCAGGCCGACGAGACCACCGAUAUUGCCACACAGUGCCAACUUGUGCUUGUGCUGCGCUACAUUGAUGGCAAAAGCAACGUACAGGAGAGGUUUUUUGCUUUUAUUCAUCUGCAUUCAACUACAGCUGAUUCCAUCGCUACAGCACUAAAAGAGCAUCUUACUGUCAUCCUUCCAGAAGAUCAGAAGAGUAAACUCAUCUCCCAAGCGUAUGAUGGAGCCAGCGUGAUGAGAGGUGCCACUGCAGGUGUUCAAAGGAAGAUUCAAGAUGUGUACCCAAAUGCCCAUUACAUCCACUGCUAUGCGCAUCAGCUCAAUCUAAUAAUGCAAAAGGCCACUUCUCACAUACCCAAAGUUAGAAUUUUUUUUCUAACCUUGGAUGAUUUGCCAGCUUUUUUUCAAGAUCAACCAAGCGCACAGAUGUUCUUGAUAAAGUACAUCUUGAUAGUUGCCCAUAGACUACCAACAUCAAGCAGUGUUAGAUGGAACUUCCACAGCCGUGCCAUCAAUACAGUGUUUGAGCACAGAGAGGGCCUCAUUCGCUGUUUUGAAACUAUUCGAGACUCAGGUGACUUUGACCCUGUUACCAGCAGAGAGGCAGGAGGCUUUGCCAUGCUGCUGGAGGAUCAGGAUUUUAAUUUUUUUCUGCAACUUUUCCACAACAUCAUGCCACACGUGGACAUCCUCUAUGCCAAACUCCAGAAGAAGGACAUAGAUUCAGUCCACAUUAAGGGGAGCAUCCAGCAGUUCCAGCAGGACAUACAGAAGAUCAGAAAUUCUCUCCAUUCUCUGGUUAACCAAAGCAGUGAAGGAGCUUCUCAACCAAAGAGGCGGCGGUCGCUUAGUCCAGUUUCCUCUAGUGGUGUGCCCUCUUUAUCUGAUUGAUAUGAAAAUGGCUGAUAAUAAAAAAAAUGCUAUUAGCGCCCUAAGCAUCAGAAGUUCAUGAAACUUGGCAUGUUUGUCUAGUCCAUAUGUAUGAAGUUUGGAUAAAUCAGGGAUUCAAACACUGAAAUUGGUCUCCGUCUCUCUAUAACUUAAAACUGAUCAUUUUAAAUGUUGCAGUUGAAAUUGACAUUUUGUCAUCACUACAUCAUGUUUGUUUUUGUCCUUCACUCUGUAGGUCUGUGACACCAUACUCCAACACACCAUGGAACGGUUCUGCUUCACAAGCCUUUGGUUUGACAAGGUUUGAACAGUACACAGUGGCGUUUCCUGAAGAUGCACUGAGUAGGACUUUGAAGGCCUAUCCAGUGCUCAAUGGGAGUAAGCUAAAGACAGAGCUUAGUCUCAUCUACUGCAAGGAAGAGUUCAGAUCUUGUUGUGGUGCUGUGGACCUACUGCAGCUGUUUAAGGAGAACAAUCUUGAAGAAGUCUUUUCAGAGACUGUCACUGUGGUGUUUCUCAACUUUGAAAAGAUACAGAGACUGUCACUGCGGUGUUUCUCAACUUUGAAAACAGUUAAGACUUUUCUGAGAAAUAGCAUGACCCAAGAGAGGCUAAAUGCAUUGGCAAUGAUUAGGUAACUAUAGUGUGUUGUUUUUUUUUUGAAUGAUUACCUUGAUUACUUCAUUACUGAUAAUAAACCCACAUUCAAUUCAAAUUCACUGAUUCAUAGUACAUUUAUUUGCAUGUAUUAACAUUGACUGUAAUAAUGCUACGUCACCUGAUUAAUGGCUAUUUAUAGUCCUGCAUUACUGACAGUUGGAUUUUCAGUUUGUUUGCGCCCCCCGCAAAUAUUUUUAGCACCAGCCUCCACUGAGAGGCGUGUAUAUGUGUUGAUGGUGAUUC
Messenger RNA from Triplophysa rosa, 2990 nucleotides. RefSeq names its product zinc finger MYM-type protein 1-like. Bases 822 to 2087 code for a protein of 421 amino acids. The record is from RefSeq and is a predicted model, not a curated record. Lineage: Eukaryota; Metazoa; Chordata; Actinopteri; Cypriniformes; Nemacheilidae. The transcript is spliced from 2 exons.